Molecule: messenger RNA, 2325 nt
Organism: Oldenlandia corymbosa var. corymbosa
Lineage: Eukaryota; Viridiplantae; Streptophyta; Magnoliopsida; Gentianales; Rubiaceae
Source: the annotation of a GenBank genome assembly
AUGGGAGCUGGAAUUAGAAUCGGGAUGCUGGCGCCAGUACAUGCUGACGUGUCCCAACCCGGAAAUGGCGUUGCCGUAUCCAAUACUUUUCAUCUCCACACUACAAUUGCUACAGCUUCUCUUACUCCCUCAGUCUCGGUGCUGUCGUUUAAGUUUCCACCGUCGACGCCGCCGCCGCCGCCUAUGACAAUGACGGCCGCUCGUCCCCGGAAGAAGAGGUUAAGUAAAGCUCCCCGGUUACUUUCCACCGUCCGGCAAGCCACUUCUAAUACGGCCGUUCCACCUCCUCCUCAGGAACAGGAGGAAAAUGCGCAAAGAAAAGCCCCCGAUCUGCAAACCCUUGGGAGGAGGUUCUGGAAAGUUGCUGCUCCUUAUUGGUAUUCUUCCGACGAUAAAGUGCAGGCAAGGCUCCGGCUGCUGUCCGUCUUCCUUCUUACUCUAGCAACGACUGGUAUCAGUGUUGGAUUCAACUUCCUUGGCCGCGACUUCUACAACGCCCUUGCCAACAAGGACCAGGAACAGUUUACCAAGCAAUUGUUGUACUACCUUGCUGGUUUUGCCGGGGGAAUUCCGUUUUUUGUGUUACGAGAUUAUGCAAGAGAUACCCUUGCAUUGAGAUGGAGGUCUUGGAUGACUAGUUAUUACAUGGAACGCUAUCUGAAGGAUCAGGCAUUUUACAAAAUACAGUCUCAAUCAAUAAUUGACAAUCCCGAUCAACGGAUUGUGGAUGACUUAAGUUCCUUCACAGGAACAGCACUUUCCUUUUCACUAACACUCUUCAAUGCUGCUGUGGACUUAAUUUCUUUCAGCAAUAUCUUGUACGGCAUCUAUCCACCACUUUUUGUUGUUCUGCUCGUCUACUCACUUUCUGGGACUGCCCUAAGUGUUUUCUUGGGGAAGGGAUUAGUAACUUUGAACUUCCUGCAAGAGAAAAAAGAGGCGGAUUUUCGUUAUGGACUUGUACGCAUUAGAGAAAAUGCUGAAUCAAUUGCUUUCUAUGGUGGUGAGGAAAAUGAGAUGCAGCUGCUGCUAUAUCGAUUCAAAAGCGCCUUUGAAAAUCUAACUAAACUUUUAAUAUCUUCGAGAAAUUUGGAGUUCUUCACCAAUGGCUAUCGCUAUCUUAUCCAAGUUCUCCCUGUUGCAGUUGUGGCACCUAUGUAUUUCUCUGGUAAAAUUGAAUUUGGGGUCAUCAAUCAAUCUGUAUCGGCUUUCAAUCAUAUUCUUGGAGAUUUCUCUCUCGUUGUUUAUCAGUUUCAAGCUAUCAGUGCCUUUUCAGCCAUCAUCGAUCGAUUAGGAGAGUUUGAUGAUGUCUUGGAUAUCCAAAACAUCAAAGGUGGCUCUGAACCCAUGGGGGAAAUUCAGCUUCAAGUUUACAGCUUAACUUCGGCACCUGUGCAAACCAAUGGAUCUGUACCUUUUAUUGACAAGCGUGUGAAAUUACUUGAUGUUGACUGUUUGACCCUUCAGACACCAACCAGUGGAACAACCCUUAUAAGGGACUUGUCAUUUGAAAUACACGAGAAGAAUCAUUUACUGAUAACAGGACCGAGUGGAAGCGGGAAAACUUCAUUAUUGAGAGCUAUUGCAGGGCUUUGGAAUUAUGGUCAUGGAAAAAUCUCGUUCUACACUAGAGAUACCAGAGAUUCUCCACUAUCCAAUAAUGAAGAUCCAGCUUCUGGUCUAGUUGCUGGUACACACAAUGUAGAAGGAAGUUUAAAAAGCCGCAGAAGCUGUAGAAAUGUAUUUUUCCUGCCUCAAAAACCAUACAUGGUCCUGGGAACUCUUCGUCAGCAAUUGCUUUAUCCUACUUGGAUUGAAGAUCUUACUUCUGCAGUUGGUGAUACCGAAUCAAAAGAUUCAUUGCCUUUCCUGAAUAAAGUGCCAAGCAUCAAAUACGACACAGUUAGGCCUGAAAAGCCUACAACAGAAGAUUUAAUGCGAGUACUUGAGGUUGUUCGCCUAGGGCAUCUAUUAUCACGCUGUGACGGUUUUGAUUCGACAAAUGACUGGUCCAGUGUACUCUCACUCGGUGAACAGCAACGCCUUGCAUUUGCGCGGCUAUUGCUCUCAAAACCAACCUUGGCUCUACUGGAUGAGGCUACAAGUGCUUUGGAUGAAACAAAUGAGGCUAAUUUAUACGGGCAUAUAGAAGCUGCUGGUAUAACUUAUGUAAGUAUAGGGCAUAGGAGAACGUUGUAUAAUCACCAUAGAGGAGUCUUGCAUAUAUCUACAAUACAACCAUCAAGUACCCAACCCAAUUGGUAUAUUGAGCCAAUUAAUCAAGAUAGGGUGGCCGAUUUGUCAAAAGGUUUAGCCAGUAUCUAG